AGAGAGAGCUAUACUUAGACAGCAAUGAAGAUAGUCCGCCACAACUAACCCUGUCCUACAGAGCACGGUGGACUUCUUAGCAGCGGCUCGGGAUUGUAUCCAAGCCCAGAACUCUGGUCCUUCUCAGCUCGUCUGGACCGGCAACAUAAUUCCACUGGUCGGAGGAUGGAGCUGCUUCCAAAAUCCAGCAGCAACUCGGCGCUACUCCAGUGAGACCAGUGCGCUCCUUCUGACUUCGGGAGCCUUGUGCUCUGAAAGCUUUGAUGAGACUCGUUGACGUUUCAGAGAGCUGUCGGGUAGCGCUGUGGUUUCAUCUGGACCCCCGCGGCUUCUGAUGCCGUGUCACUUGGGAAAAGCCGGAGCUGCAUUAGUGGCUAAUCUGUCUGUGACUCUCAACCGGAGCGAAAGGUAAAAGAAGACGGGAAGGUUGUGUGUGUUGCUCACACAAAAGUGCCAAAUAUUUUAAAGACCAUUACCCAGAUCGGUGGGGAAAAGAAAUAUGAAGAGUAUGAAGACUUGACCACUUAUCUUUUAGAUUCACGAGACACAAUCGCUCAAAUGAAGACCACCGAGAAGAAUGAAGCGCAAGCAGAGACGAUCUCGAAGAUUCCAAAUUCACUCAUUGAGGACUUGGUGCUGAACACGACACCUUAGUCACACUGACGCGGCGCCCUCUCACACUUUGUGUGUGAAAGUGUCUUUUCUUUCGGUUUACCCCCGAUGGUUGCCUCCGGCCAUGACGCGCCCAUCGGAGGCCGAGCGGAGAUGACCGGGUGUGUCCCUCGCGGGGUCUGAAGCUUUGUGGCCCUUGGCGUCUGAAUGUGGCGGUGAUAUGUUGAGGGCGCCAGGUGUCGCACCAGCUCCGUCGGGCCAAGAGUGGCGAUUUCAGUGUUCCGUCGGCGUGGACUGUAGCGACGCUGAGCCCCGCUGCAUCUGGCUGGCGGUUUUGAGGAGUGUUUCGCCUCACAGCUCGCGGCGUGCAACCCCCAUCGUAUCGCCAAGAAGACGGGGCUCCCGGAGGGCCAUACGGCGCCACGGCUUGUCCUGGGCUAAAGGACGGAGAGAUGGCAUGGUGUCGUCCAAUGAGAACAGGCGGCGGCCGGCGUCGUCGGGCGAGGUGGAGGGCGUGUCGUGGCAGGGCCCGAGGACCAUUUUCGUCCCGAAGAACUCACAGGGAUUCGGCUUCACUCUGCGCCACUUCAUCGUCUACCCACCCGAGUCCUCCCUCAGCAUCAAGGAUGAAGAGAAUGGAAACACAAGUGCAAGAGGUUGUCAGCGGUCUCGCUUGGAGCCGAUGGACACCAUCUUUGUGAAGAGCGUGAAAGACGACGGGCCCGCGCAACAAGCCGGACUGUGUACAGGGGACAGGCUGGUGAAGGUCAAUGGCGAAAGCAUUCUGGGUAAAACCUACUCUCAAGUGAUCAUGCUCAUCCAAAACAGUGAAAACAUUCUGGAGCUCUCUAUUAUGCCCAAAGAUGAGGAUGUGUUGCAGUUGGUAAGUGCGUACUCCCACGAUGCCUACCUGAAAGGCAAUGAGCCGUAUUCAGGCGUGGCCCAGAACCUGCCGGCUCCGCCCCCUCUCUGCUACCCCUCCGCCCCCCCACACACCCCCAACAGACCCCCCGACAACUGGCAGUGCAGACCGGGCCCCGUGGGCUCCCCGCUGGACAACCGCCUGACUGCCGCCGCCGCCCACCCCGCCCCCGGCUGGCCCGGGGGCCCCGAGGAUCCCGCCGCCCCGCUUGCCCCGUCGGGCCGAAACCGAGGUCGCUCCUCUUCGACCAUCAGCGCGCUGGACUUUCACUUUGCUAACCACAACGCUGCCAUUGCCUCCGCUACGCUGCCUCCCCCGCGGAAGAGCAGCGCGCAGGCCCCUCCCCGCACCCACGCCGACGCCCUCUGCCACCAGGCUCUGUCGGACUGGUACUACAGCCAGGCCGACGCCGCGGAGAGCAUGUCCCCCCGCCACCGCAGUAUAUCCCAGGACUGUUUGGCGGAGCUGGGGCUGGGGUUGGCCCUCGGCCCCGGUCCCGCAUCCACGAGCGCCGCCGACAAACGCAGAAGGGAAACCCUCCAGUUCCACCACCAGGCGGCCGCUGCGUCCCAUGAUUCCUAUUGGUUGGGGGGUUGGGGCGGCGUAUCAGCGCCGGGGAAGUCCGCUCAGAGAGCCUCCCUGCCAGCGUACGCCGAGUACGAGCAUAAUACGGCCCGCUCUGUGGAGACGCUGGCUCAGGCCUCGGCGCUGGUGUCCCCGCUCUGCCAACACUCCUCACACGCGUCACAAACGUUACAUUUCAAAGAGCAGAAAGUCCCGGCGGUGCAUCAGCACAAAACCACGGUGAUGUCCCCCAUCACAGCCUCCUCCACAGUGCCUCCCAGCAGCAGGCGGUCAGGCCAGCAGGUGGCCGAACCCCAAACGCGGCGAGUCAAAGAAGAAGAAGAAGGAGAGCUGGUGGGCUACAAAAGCUACAGCCCCUCUUUCAGCCACAAAGCCGGCCAUCUCCUCCAGCAGGCGCACUCCUUCAGAGAGCCCGGCUACAGCGGCCCCCACCUCGACUGGAGCCCCGACAGCAGAGGCGGCUCCGUGGACGGCGAGCUCGCCGCGGUGCCCAGGGCCCAGUCUACCCCGGCGCCGUCUGCCUCGAUGGAGGAGAGAGCCCGGCCGGGGGAGGACGCGGAGCUCGUCUCCCCCGGCUCCCUGAGUCAAGAGGUGGUCCUGAGGCAGAAGCCGCCCUCCGGCCGCCGAACCCCUGUCCAGGCCGCUCGACUGACCCACUACGCGGGAAACGUGGAGUCCCCAGAGUCCCCCGGGGUGGAGCCCACGCAAGGGACCCCGUCUCCAGCCGGGGGACCAGGCACCAACCGCAGGGCUAAUGGUAGCCUGGCACAGCACGCUUACAACUCGCUGGCCUCUAUUCCCUUCAUAGAUGAGCCCAGCGGUCCUAGUAGUGACCUACAGGCCUGCUAUGUACCAGCCCGCUCUGUUGUGUCCAGUUCCCAGGCCUCCACCACCCUCACUUCCACCUCUGUCCCCCCCACAAUCUCCUCCAUCUCCCCCUUUGUCCGACUUGGUUCUCAGGACUGCAGCAGUAUUAAAAGUCGCCGCUCGUCUUACUUGCUGGCCAUCACCACCGAGAGAUCCAAGUCCUGUGACGAGGGUCUCAACACCUUCAGGGAGGAAGGCCGCGUCUUCUCUAAGCUGCCAAAAAGGGUCAAGAGCUUUUUCGCCGAUGGGUCUCUGGAGAGUCUGCGAGUGCAGGAGGAGGCCCGGUCCAAACGCCACUCCACCUCUGAACUGGGAACCAUCACCUUCAGUGACGUUCGCACGGAGGGGUGGCUGCACUACAAACAGAUCCUCACGGAGAAGGGAAAGAAAGUGGGAGGCGGCAUGCGACCGUGGAAGCGCGUCUUUUCCGUGCUGCGCUCGCAUUCGCUCUUCCUCUACAAGGACAAGCGAGAGGCCGUCCUCCACGGGGCGGGGGCGGGGCCUAGCCUGGACGAACACCCUCCGAUUAGCAUCCGCGGCUGCCUGAUCGACAUCGCCUACAGUGAAACCAAGCGGAAGCACACGCUGAGGCUGACCACGCAGGACUUCUGCGAGUACCUGCUGCAGGCCGAGGACAGGGACGACAUGCUGGCCUGGAUCAGGGUCAUCAGGGAGAACAGCAAGACCGACAACGAGGAGAUCGGCUUCUCAAGACAAGCCCUCAUCAACAAGAAGCUGAAUGACUACAGGAAACACAGUCUGACAGGCAGUAAGCCGGACUCUUCUCCCAAAGCCCACCGCAUGAUGCCCCCCUUCCUCCUGGCUAAGACCGACAACACCUCAGUGAACCGAGCCUCCAGAACCGAGGACAACAAGGCGUUGUGGGGCAUCAACCUCAUGAAGAAGGCCAAGAAGACGAGCAGUCCGAAGGCUUUCGGCGUGCGGCUGGAGGACUGUCAGCCCGCUGUCAACCACAAAUUUGUCCCUCUCAUCGUGGAGAUGUGCUGUGGCGUGGUGGAGGAGACGGGGCUGGAUUACACCGGUAUCUACCGCGUGCCAGGCAACAACGCCAUGGUGUCCAACCUUCAGGAGCAUCUCAACAAGGGCAUGGACAUCAACACCGCUGAGGAGAGAUGGCAGGACCUGAAUGUAAUCAGCAGCCUGCUCAAGUCCUUCUUCCGAAAACUGCCUGAGCCGCUGUUCACGGAUGACAAAUACAACGACUUCAUUGAUGCCAACCGGAUAGAAGACGCGGAGGACAGACUGAAGACCAUGAAGAAACUGCUCCACGACCUCCCGGAUCAUUACCAUCACACCCUGAAGUUCCUGGUGGGUCACCUCAAAAAGGUGGCCGAUCACUGUGAACUCAACAAGAUGGAGCCGCGGAACCUGGCCCUGGUGUUUGGUCCCACUCUGGUGAGGACGUCGGAGGACAACAUGACUGACAUGGUCACACACAUGCCUGACCGCUACAAGAUAGUGGAGACGCUCAUCCUGCACCACGACUGGUUCUUCACUACCGGAGAGCUCGAUGAAGAGGAGAAGGCCCCAGAAGACAAGCGCGACAUGCAGCCGGUGCCCAACAUCGACCACCUGCUGUCCAACAUCGGCCGGCCCGGGAUGCCAGGAGAGGCGUCAGAUUCCACCACCAGCGAUUCACUUAAAUCAAAGCUUUCUUCGCUCUCCAAGAAGGACCUGAGUGCCAGGGACUUCCUGCCCAAGUCCAUCAUCUCCGCUGUCACCCGCAAACGUAAAAAAUGCCUCAGUGGCCACGUGCAGGGCGGCAGCGCUGACGAGGACUCGGAGCAUGAGCCGGUCAAAACCAGCAACUACGGGGGAGGAGAAGGCAGGGGAGGGGAGGAGGAGGAGGAUGCAGGGGAGGAAGAGGCGGUCAAGGGGGAACUUGCUAUUCUGAAAAAAGACAAAAGAGAUAAAAAGGAAGUUGGGGCGAAAGCUAGCGAGAUCGCUGAGGGCAAAGAUGUGUUGUCUGGAGAGGAAGAGGGGAACAGAACCAGCAAUGGCGCCAAAAAGGAGAGCUGGCGAACAACCGCCCCGCCCUUAAAUGCCACUCAACAAAACCUUUUCCCCCGUCCGCACCAUCGGAUCGAUGCCACUUACCCAAAACCCGAUCCUUCCCACUCGAGGCCUCGCGCUCCGGCCAGAGAACACUCCACAAUCCCUCUCUGGAUCUGCCCCACCAGGGUUCCCAGCAUCUGCCCGUCGGGUUACGGGACCCAGCAGCCAGACUGGAACCAGUCGGCGCCAGUACGCUACCGGAAGACAAGAGGCGGGAGGACGAGGGCCAUUUCCAUGAAUGUGGACCUGGAGCUGUGCAGGAGUGACGAAAGAGUCAGAGGGUGGAGAGCAGAGAGGGUGGAGGUGAUCCGAGUCAUUGAAGGAGCCCCCGAUCAGCAUGGACGUGUUGGGGUUCCUCAGGGAUCGAUUGUAGGUCCUGGGUCAAUUCAACAAAUGGAUCCCCUUCCUCGUCGCCCUCUCCUCUCCUCUUCCUCAGCCUGGACAGAUCUAAGCUCCCCGGGAUCUCACCCGGUGGUUCUGAGGCGAUCGGCCAUGGAUCCUCGGGACAAGACGAGAGCGUGGCGCCGUCACACGGUGGUGGUUUAAUCCACUGACGUAGUACCACGUACGUCAGGACGACCCUUUGACAUCGUGCGCAGCUGAAGAGUUUCAUUCCCAAAUUCAAACUGUGAAACUCACUAUGAACAAAUUCUACCAUUCAACUACUUUUCAAGCUACUGACCUUUAACCCUUUACUCACAGUAAUUAAACCUUGUUGUAUGUUUUCAUAGGAACAUUAUGGCUGAUUAGGAUCCUGGUAUUUCUGGCAAAUUUACACCAAAAUCCCUUUUCUCAGGACGGAUACCUGAGGGAUCCUGUGAUUUUAAACUUGUAGGUUAACAUUCUAAAUCCACACUGAUUUUGAUAGAGUCACACUAUGACCCAACAUGCUAACACACAAACCCGCCCAGGACACCCUGGUGUUGCGUUAGCAGCGCCAACUGUCCAUUCCUCACAUGUCAGCACCCUCAAUUCCAUUGAGAUCCAUUGAUUUGAUGGUAACCAAUUACUGUUUUAAAUGCUGGUGUGACCAAGCAAUAUGACUCGAUACCCAUUUUCAUCCGAUGACUUUUAAUGAUAAAUAUGUGUAUUAAGCUGUGUGGCAAAGUAUACUUUUGAAAUAUAUUUUUCUAGAUUACGGGAACGGGACAGAGUGCAAACAAUCUGACUCGCAGAUCUAAAUGUCAAAGAUGUAGAGAUAUAAGGCUUUGAAGGCAGAAGAUCAUCUUAAUGUGAAAUGUAACUAAUGUUGUUGAACAAUAAUCCCAAUUCGGACAACCAGGAAAUGUUUUCUUACAUAAUCCUCCUAAUUUUCCUACAUGAAUAAACUAGAGUAACAAAUCCAGGGCUCGAUGUAUUACGGGGAAUCAAUCCUCCUAAAAUCAGAUGAAAACCUGCCACUUAUUAUUAUUAUUAGAUUCUCGUGUAAAAAAAAAAGGUAACCAUCGAUUAAGAAUUUUUGCAGCGUUUCAGUGUUGUUCUUAUUACAACCUCUAGGUGGUGCCAAAAGGAAGGACUUCACAUGGCCUUUACCUUUCGUUUCUAAAAUAAUGUUUUGGAAUGAAAAAUAUACAAAAAAUAGGAUCAGAAGAUAGAAAGAGUUUAUCUCCAGAGCGGAGAUGGAAGCACGCGUUCCUCGCUGCAGACCGACUGUUGUUGUCCUCGACGACGGCCACAACAAUGACACGUGACCCGGCUGACCUGGUUCCCCCGGCCCCCCCAGUCCUCUACCUGCUCCUCCUACGGAUCUCCAGGGGACUCCUGGGUCCCCCCUCGCUCUCUCUCGGGACUUGGGCGCCAUGCCGAAGCUUCCGAGGACACAUGUUGUGUGCGUGGGGUCGGCGAUUUUAAAAUAUGCAAACUCAGUGUUGAACACGAGCAUAUCAUGGUUCCUGUCUGGCGUGUCGGGGGAGGAGCUUAAGGAAAAGUUUAAGGCAGCUAUGCGAAGUUAUGCCAAAAUGUUUUGUUUUAAUCAUUUGUGGACAAUUUAGAGCCAAAAGAGAAGCUACGGGAGGCUCCAGUUUCUACAUGAUAUCAGUGUCAUUAAUGUGAGUGAAGAACCUCCUCAAACACAAAACCACAAAGUCUUACCCAAGUGAUAUUUUUCAAAUUUUCCUUUCCACGUGUGGUGGAUGUUUCCGCUCCUGUGCGGUGUAGAGAAGUGAACUAAAGUGUACUGCCAGCCGCUGUCAUGUUCCUGUGUGGGUCCCUCUGUGCAUGUACAUGAACAUGGGGGGCUGUGUGUGGACCAAUUUUUGUAACAGUUGUACAAUGCCUUGUUAAGUUAACCUGUAUAUAUAAUUAUUAUACAUAAUAUAUUAAAUUAUUUGUUUUUGAA
Molecule: messenger RNA, 7400 nt
Organism: Gasterosteus aculeatus aculeatus (three-spined stickleback)
Lineage: Eukaryota; Metazoa; Chordata; Actinopteri; Perciformes; Gasterosteidae
Source: RefSeq, a predicted model, not a curated record